AUGGUGAAGAAACCACUUGAAAGCAAAAGUUUAUGGAGUAGUUUGCCUAGCAAAGCUUCAAAACUACCUUGUACAAGUGGUUCUCUUUCUCUAUCCAAGAAGAGAGCUUCCAAGAAGGUGGCGACUCUCAAGCAUGAAGAAAGGAGGAGACUUUGGUGUGAUGGAUACAAGAAGGAGGUCAUGUACACAAGUGUUGUUCUCUGUCCACCAUCAAAUCAAGACAAAGACGAAGACUUUGCCCAUGCUGUUCAGAGCCUACACAUGUACUUACAAGAGGCAGGGGAGAAGAGAUCAAGGGAGGAACCAGUAAGCUUAAGCGCAGCUGUUAGGGUGAUGCGCUCCUGGUUUCAAGACUCAGUGUUGCUCACUUCCAAGCUUGGUCCUUCACUCAUUUUCUCCAGAUCAAGCUUGAGGAGGGGUAAUGAAGUAACCUAUGAUAAGCCAAACUUUUUUCAAAAUACCGUCAUCACGUCACUUACCUUCCAAACAUCAAGUGGGAGAACAUCAUUCUUUGGGUAUAAAGUGGGUAAAAAGUUUGUCCUGGAACAAAAGGAUCUUAGACUUGUGGGAUUCCAUGGAAGAGAAGGCGACGCUAUUGAUGCUCUUGGAGCCUAUUUUGCACCUAUUCCUACUCCUGUUCCUGUGAUUCCAGCCACAAAACUACCAGCGGUAGGUGGAAAUGGAGGAGUUGCAUGGGAUGAUGGUGUUUAUGACGGUGUAAAGAAGAUAUACGUAGGACAAGGUAACGAUGGUGUGUCCUUUGUCAAGUUUGAGUAUGUUAAAGGGACAAACUUGGUAUCUGGAGAUGACCAUGGGAAGAAGACAAUACUCGGAGCUGAAGAGUUUGUGUUAGAAGAUGGUGAAUACCUCACGGUUUUGGAAGGCUGCUACGAUAAGAUCUUUGGAGUGGAGGAACCCAUGAUUAUCUCUCUUCAGUUCAAGACAAACAAAAGGGAAUCAGUUCAGUUUGGAAUGGAUGCCGGUGAGAAGUUCUCACUCGGGGAGAAAGGCCACAAGAUUGUCGGAUUCCAUGGACAAGCUAGUGAUGUUCUUCACAGUGUUGGAGUCACUAUUGUGCCCAUCACCACCAACAAGUGAAAUAUCUAUUUUAUGAGUAAAA
Messenger RNA from Brassica napus (rape), 1120 nucleotides. RefSeq names its product jacalin-related lectin 23-like. Gene Ontology annotation, molecular function: carbohydrate binding. NCBI's taxonomy places the organism in Eukaryota, Viridiplantae, Streptophyta, Magnoliopsida, Brassicales, Brassicaceae. The transcript has 5 exons. Bases 1 to 1098 code for a protein of 365 amino acids. The record is from RefSeq and is a predicted model, not a curated record.